AUGUUCAAUUUCACGAUACCGCGCGUCAAAUUGCACGAACAACGCAUGGAUAUCCGGGCACGGAUCCAGGAGUUCAAACGACGGGUCAACGAGAGAGCCGCCCGUCAUCACGAGUGGUGGCUCAAUUUGUACGAUCGAUGGAGGCCGUACGAGCGUGUGGAGUACUGCAAAUUGACUGUGGAGGAGGAGAAUAACGCGUGUGAUACUGAAUCGAUUUGA
Caenorhabditis remanei is the source of this 219-nucleotide messenger RNA. RefSeq lists its product as uncharacterized. NCBI's taxonomy places the organism in Eukaryota, Metazoa, Nematoda, Chromadorea, Rhabditida, Rhabditidae. The transcript has a single exon. Bases 1 to 219 code for a protein of 72 amino acids. The record is from RefSeq and is a predicted model, not a curated record.